Psylliodes chrysocephalus is the source of this 2757-nucleotide messenger RNA. NCBI's taxonomy places the organism in Eukaryota, Metazoa, Arthropoda, Insecta, Coleoptera, Chrysomelidae. The record is from the annotation of a GenBank genome assembly.
CUUUCUACUUGUAUGUAUUUGUGACUUUGUGUUGUGGUAUUUAUAAAAAAUAUGUGCAUAUCGAUGGUAAAUCAAAACAAUAGGUUUAUCAUAUUUUAAACAUUGCAAUGCUCAAUUACAUAAAAAUAAUGUAAAAACAACUAAAUGAAUCUUGCCGAAAAGAAACCUGGCUAUACCAGGAGCGGUGUUAGUGUGUCAAAAGAGCUUCCCAUCUUCUUUAUUAUGAUGCGAUUUAACAUAAAAGUAGCAUUGCUUUUUAUAUUCCUCAUUGGAAUAUUAACCAUUUUAACACUGUAUUCAUUUUGUGGAAAUUCAGAGAAAGAAUGGAGCAAGUUUUACAAUAUGAACUCCAAAACAUUAGAUGUCCCAGUAUCAGAAGAAAUAGACUGUGAUAUAAAUGGAGAGAUUAUUAUAGGUUGUCGCAAAGAGGGAGAUGAUGUAUACAUUCCCUUUUCAUUCUUACAUAGGUAUUUUGAGGUGUAUGGUAAGUUAGCAACUUAUGAUGGAACGGAGAGAUUUGAAUGGACCCACAGCUAUAGUAAAGUGUACCACCCUAAAGCAAAAUAUGAUCCAAGAGGCGUGUUUAUGUACUUUGAAAACUAUAAUGUUGAAGUACGAGAAAGAGUUAAAUGUGUAAGUGCAAUUGAAGGAGUACCUGUAUCAACACAAUGGGAAAGUCAAGGAUACUACUAUCCCACUCAAAUAGCACAAUUUGGAUUAUCACACUUCAGCAAAAAUUUAACUGAGCCUGAACCUAGGAGAAAAAUAAUAGAUGAUUGUGAAAGAGAUUUUGCUAAAUGGACUGUACCAACAACUGCUAAACUUGAAAGAGUUUUUGACAAAACUUUAAAUACCAAAAUUUUGAAUUUUUCCACCAGUGAAAAUUACAUGGAAGGUGUUAGAUUGAAAAUGGAUCAUGUUUUAUACUUUGUUAUGAGUCUUGAUAUUCUAUUAACCAAUAAUAGCAGUCUUUGUAUCACUCUGCAAAAUCGAGAAACUAAAGAAAUACAUUUUUUACACUAUAUAACAUCAGAUAUUUGGAUUACUUCUCAGGACAAUAAUAUUUACCAUGGCAUUGGAACAGUUAAAGCUUGGAAAAGAAUAACAAGGGAUCUAAUUAUUGAUCUUCAUAAAGGUCUGGCUUAUUUAGACAAAGAUAAAUCAAAGCCUAAAAUUUCAAGAUCUAAAAUGAAAAUAAUUGACAUAACACUUAGGGGAUUAGGAUCGAUUGACAAUCUUACACUGUCUUCUUCUGAACAUAUUCAGCAAUUUUACGAUGCUGCUGAAUGGUUUGUUAGGCACCAAGAUAUUGAAACUGGUGGAUGGCCAAUUCCUGUUAAGCGAAAAUUAGCUAGCGGAUUCCAUGAUUUAGAACCAGGUUGGUAUUCAUCCAUGGGACAAGGCCAUGGCUUAUCAGUUCUUUCUAGAGCUUACUACCACUCAGGAGGAGAUAUUCGUUACUUGACAGCAGCUCUUAGAGGACUCAAACCAUUUAGAGUUACGAGUUCUGAAGGAGGAGUAAGAGCUACGUUUGCUGACAAAUAUCACUGGUACGAGGAAUACCCAACAAAACCAGCUUCUUUUGUCUUGAACGGGUUUAUUUACUCCCUGUUGGGGCUUUACGAUUUAAUAACCAUUGCCCCACCAGGUCAAGCUCAAGAAGCAGAAUUCUUGUACAAUGAAGGUAUGAUUUCCUUAAAGAGCAUGCUAACUUUGUUUGAUAUGGGUAGCGUCACAUCUUAUGAUCUUAGACAUUUUACUAUUGGUAUUGCACCAAAUCUAGCGAGGUGGGAUUAUCAUGCCACCCAUGUUAAUCAAUUAUUGUUGUUGAGUACUAUUGAGAAUGAACCUUUAUUUAAAAUUACUGCUGAAAGAUGGAUUGGUUAUAUGAACGGUAAACGGGCUGAUCAUAAUUGAGGUUGAGGUUUGAAUUUUUGAAAAUAUGUGCCAUGUAGUUGUUAUUUUAUUUUUUGUUAAUGUUUUUGUUGAUAUAUUACUAAUUUAUUAUAUUUCAAGAAUGUUAACAGCUUAAAUGUUGAAAGUGAUUUGAUGCCAUGGUAGGGUUGGUGAAAUAAAUUCGAAUUAGAAAAGUUAGAAAACAAUAUUGCGAACUGCAAAAACUUGAAUGACAAAACUUCGAAACUAUAAAAGUUUGAAUAACAAAGUUUCGAAAAUAUAAAAUUCGGAACUAAAAAAAGUUUAAAAUGGAAUCGAUUGAAAAUGAGAAAGUAUCGAAACCCAAAAGAGAUUGAAAUUAGAUCAAAUUAUCGAAAUUGCAUAUGAUCGAAAUUACAAAUGAUCGAAAAUACAAAUGAUCAAAAUGAUAUAUUUGUUUUAAACAGUUUAUUCUAAUUUAUUAUCCUCAAAUAUUUUACUAAUUUACAUGGACAUUUACGUAUAUACUAAUUUAUAUUACCUAUAUUGAUCUGCUCACAGCGAUGUUUUAACUUUAACUUACUCAAAUGGCAAAACAAUCUUAUUUAUAUACUCAAAUGUUACACUCCAAUCCUGCCUUGAAAUUUCUAGCAGGCACUGAGCAAUAGAGUACAUUCACAAUUUUCUACAAUCCACCCAAACUUCUAGAUUCCUCAUGGUUUUAGUUCCAGAAUUAAUGAUUUAAUCCGACUGUUGACCACCAUAGGCGCCCUAAUAGAGGGAGUUUCGAGGUUGUGGGGCUGUAAAAGGCCUAAAUAAGGCAUAGAGGGACUUAAGGGAUUACAGCAUGACCGGACUUACAAGAAAAUAUGAUCGUAAUGG